AUGGCAGACUUUCCUCGCCUCCCGCCUUCCGGUAUCAAGGUGAUCAUAGUUGGUGCUGGUUUUGCAGGUAUCUCUGCAGCAAUCGAAUGUGAUCGCAAGGGACACUCCGUCACACUACUUGAGAAGUCUGCCGAUAUCGAGGAGAUCAUGCGCAUAGGCGACAUCAUCAGCUUCGAUCCCAAUGGGGCGCGGAACUUCGAACGGUGGCCGGGCGUCAUCGAGGCUAUGCAACGCAUUGCCCGCCAGACAACCUGGCUAGACCUGUACGACUGGAAAGGUAAUUUUAUUACUCGGCAAUCGUUCGCCAAGGAGAAGGCCUGGGGUCCGAGAAUCAACGGACACAGAGGCGAGUUGCACAAUAUCAUCUACCAGCAUGCCAAAGACCGUGGUAUCGACAUUCGUCUUGGGCAAAGGGUGACUGAUUAUUUUGAGACCGACGAUCACGCUGGAGUCGUAUUGAAUGGCGAAACUAGGAUGACUGCUGACAUCGUUAUUGCUGCGGAAGGUGUGCGGUCUCGUGGACGAAAGAUUGUGCUUGGGUUCGAGGAUCGACCAAAGUCGUCGGGGUAUGCCGUGUAUAGAGCUUGGUUCCCGGGAGAUGUGAUUGCCAAAAAUGACAUGUUGAAGCAUUUCGUCGUGAAUGGUGAUACUCAUCAAGGCUUCAUUGGGCCAGACCUUCACUUUUUAGCAUCGUCGCUCAAGGGCGGUAAGGAGUUCAACUGGGUAUUUACACAUAUUGAUGACGGCAACAUCGAAGAGAGCUGGCAGUUUCCGGGGAAGGUGGAUGAAGCACUUACAUAUCUGGACGGCUGGGCGCCAAUAGUGAAAGAAAUGGUGAAAUCAACGCCCAAGACGGGAAGGUUGAUCGACCACAAGUUGGUAUUUCGAGACCCUCUGCCAACAUUCAUCUCCCCAAAGGCGAGAAUCGCGUUGAUUGGGGAUGCCGCGCAUCCAUUCCUCCCCACAUCAAUUCAAGGCGCAAGCCAAUCCAUUGAGGACGGUGUCGCGCUGGCCAUUUGUCUCGAGCUAAGCGGAAAGAAGAAAGUCCCGCUUGCUGUUAGGGCGUAUGAGAAACUCAGAUAUGAAAGAGUACAUAAGGCCCAAGCCACUGGCGUCAAGACGCGAGAGAAGUGGCACCGAGCUAAUUGGGAUACAAUUCGGGAGAACCCAGAAUCGUUGCAUCUGACUAGGGAGGCAUGGCUUCUCAAUUUUGAUGCUGAGGCGGAUGCCUAUAAGAGGUACAAUGAGGUUGCGGCUACGCUACAAACUACGAAGUCACGACUAUAA
Molecule: messenger RNA, 1287 nt
Organism: Phaeoacremonium minimum UCRPA7
Lineage: Eukaryota; Fungi; Ascomycota; Sordariomycetes; Togniniales; Togniniaceae
Product: putative fad binding domain protein
Exons: 1
Coding region: 1-1287 (428 amino acids)
Biological process (GO): secondary metabolite biosynthetic process
Molecular function (GO): FAD binding; monooxygenase activity
Source: RefSeq, a predicted model, not a curated record